Larimichthys crocea (large yellow croaker) is the source of this 3427-nucleotide messenger RNA. Its product is annotated as E3 ubiquitin-protein ligase rnf146. The transcript has 3 exons. Lineage: Eukaryota; Metazoa; Chordata; Actinopteri; Sciaenidae. The record is from RefSeq and is a predicted model, not a curated record. Gene Ontology annotation, molecular function: zinc ion binding; poly-ADP-D-ribose binding; ubiquitin protein ligase activity. The coding region runs from base 633 to 1790 and encodes 385 amino acids. Gene Ontology annotation, biological process: ubiquitin-dependent protein catabolic process; Wnt signaling pathway. Gene Ontology annotation, cellular component: cytoplasm; nucleus.
GCCGUCGUUGCUUUGUCUCUGUCGCUGUUUAUGUCGCCCUGCUUUAAAAAAAAAAAGAAAAAAAGAAAAAGCUAGCGCCGUCAGAUGAACUCCGUCUAUUUGCUGGAGUCAACCCUCAGCCUAGCCAGCGUUAGCUACAACAGGUCUUAUUGUUGUGACCAGUCGACUAACCCCUUUGUUGUGUUGUUUGACUUGUGUUUGCACUCCUGACGGAGAGGACACACUCGCCUUUCAGUGUCCGCCGUGUGUCCAGCGUCAGCCGGACUCGCUUGCUCGCAGGCUGUCGGCAUUAAAUGAUUGUUGGGUCGUUAGCUGUUGAUUUGACUCGAGUAACGCUAGCUGUGCCUAUUAGUAGCCCUGUCACAAGGCCAGCUAGGUUGACACAAACUUAGCCGAACAGUGAGCUGACACAGUCCGCUGCUUUGUAGUCCGACAGUCAACAGAGCAGCUCUUUGUUCCUCACACUUAUGUAAACCCUUAGGUUACAUUUCAGUCAUGGCUAAGUGAAUUAACGCUAACUUUGAGCUGAGCCGCCUGAACAUCGGGCUUAAAGUGGAAAGUGGUAAGUUUGAAGGUCCAUCAGCUCUCCUAAUGAUACAUCAGCAUUAAGGCUACUUCCAUACUUCCUAAGGAUGGCUAGUUGUGGGGAGGUAGACCACUCUGUUAGCUCGCUUCCAUCCAGUAAGAAAGGCAGCGGCGGCGGUGGAAGUGGAAACAGUGCCGAAUCAUCAUGCUCUGGCUCCAGCAACUCUUCCCCAGCCCUGCCUGUGCCGGAGUGUGCCAUCUGUCUGCAGAGCUGCGUCCACCCAGUCCAACUGCCAUGCCAUCACGUCUUCUGCUUCCUGUGUGUGAAGGGAGCAUCCUGGCAGAGCAAACGCUGCGCUCUCUGCAGACAGGAAGUACCGGAUGACUUCCUGGAAAGGCCUACGCUUCUCUCUCCGGAGGAGCUGAAAGCAUCAGCCGGAGGUCGGGGCGGGGCAGCGACUGAUCACGCCUGGUAUUACGAGGGCCGUAACGGUUGGUGGCAGUAUGAUGAGCGAACCAGCCGCGAGCUGGAGGACGCUUUCUCCAAGGGAAAGAAAACAGCUGAAAUGCUGAUUGCUGGUUUUUUGUACGUAGCCGACUUGGAGAACAUGGUGCAGUACCGGCGCAAUGAGCACGGUCGUAGACGCAAGAUGAAGAGAGACGUUUUGGAUAUCCCCAAGAAGGGAGUGGCGGGACUGCGUUUGGACACUGAGGGUGUUACUGGGGCUAUUGGGGGAGCAGGUCGAGAAAACUCUGCUGAUGGGGCUGAUACCACAGUUGCAGGUGUACAGCAGCAGGUUACAAGUAUCCCCUCUACUGUUACAGCCCCUCCAGCCACUGCCAGACCUCCCACUUCCCUUGGUGGACAGCCCAGCAGCACCACCAGCCCUACCCUGGAGGAUGCUCUCUCCCAGCUUCAAAUCAGCCCCAGGCCCACACCUUCUCACGAGCGGUCUGAGGCUGGGGAAGGAGAGGAAGAAGAUGAGGAAGAGGAGGCCUCGCCCUCCAGAUCCUCUGACCCUCACACCUCUGUGGACGAGUCUGGCUCUGGAGACUGGAGCGAUGACGAGGAAGAGGAGGAUGAAGAAGAGGAGGGGGGAAAUGGAGAGCGUGUGGAGCCUUGGGAGGGUAGGCCAAGGAGGCAAAGACUGAAUCCAGAGGACAGAGCCCCUCCUGGCGCAGAGUCCGCCUCCUCCCCUUCUUCGUCCAGUAGCAGUGGAAGGUCCAGAAUGCCCGAUGGCCAGUGUACAGUGACUGAAGUGUAAAGUCAUCAUUGAUCCCAUCACCACCAAAUGGCUAUGUUCCAUUUCAUUAAUUUAUUCCUCACUGUAUGCUGUCGUUCACUCUGUCACGGAUCGGUUGUGGGCGGACUGCUUGAUGCCAGAGAAAUCAACCAUAACAUUCUCCACGUUUUUAGGUAAACGACUAAAUUUUAGCAAUCAAAUUUGGUGCCUCUUCUUGGCUCACAGUGAUCUGGAUGUAUCUGUGUGAUUUGUUUGUCUCAUACAAUAUUAACCCAGCCAGUAGAAUUAGUGUUGGGUCUGGUGUUGUAGCACUGAGCGUUCUAGUACUGAGACAGAAGGUACAGCUCGGUAACAGCCAGAUGGAUACAGCACGUUGUUGUGAGCCAUGAAAACUCCGAUUUGUCUAUUCGUCACAUCAUGUGAGGUAGGUGUAUCAGACUUUGCUGCCAUCAGUCUGCCCACUUGUUGCCAUUUGGUCGCAGGCAUAUUGAGUCUGUUCUUUUUAAACUCCAGAAAAGUGGAACUUAAAAACUAAAUGUGACUCACCAACCUGCUGAUCCUGAAUACUCAGAAGGUUUUUAAGCAGUCUCGGCUAGAUCUGUGAUGUCCGAGAGGGGAAAAAGCAUAAAUGGGGAUAUUUCUCCUGGAAAUGGAACUGUGUCUUUAUCAUUAUCAUGAACGGCUGCAUUCUAAUCAUCUACACUUUAACUCUCUCAGCUAACAUAGCACGCAGAAAUGGGCUGUUAGAGCUCAAGUAAUCUGACUACUCUUGCAAAGAAUUGAAUCCUUUUAACUUGUUCCAAGCCUCCACCCGACUUGAACGAUUUUCUCACUUCAGAUUUAACUGACUAUGAAGCAUUUCCUUCCUGAUGCUGACUUAAACUUUUAGCAGUGUGUCAUUUCAUAGCAGAUUGUGGUUUGACGGAAAUCUUCAGCUUGUUUAUCCAGAUAAAGAAAGGAAACAGAAGUACUUACUGAUGCUCAUGUGGGUAUCUAAAUGUCACACUUAAUGCGCCAUAAUAAUGUAACUCUAAAGCCCACAAGAUUAUCUGGCUACCUGCCUCACGGUUUGUCUUUUGAUUUCCAUUAAGCUGCAGCUUUCUGAAAUUCUAAGAUCUGUAGAGAUUACAACUACUGUUAUAAAUGAUUGUUUGUAAUAGAAGUAUAUAUCAAAUUUAUUUUAACCUUUCCCAGCUUUAAAUAAUUGGCAUUUUAAUGUGAAGUAUCAGUGUUUUUCCUUUUUAAAGCUGUCGAGGCCUCUGUAGCACCAUUAGUAUUCUUAUCGUCCCUGACUAAAGUAUUCUGAAUUGGUGUGUUUCUAAAGUUUUGUGAUUUGUGCAUGUUUGAAGAGAGAGUUAUUUAAACACUACUGGUUGGCAGAACGUUGAGAAUUGAACGUUUUAGGAUUGACUUUUGAGUACACGGUUUUUAAUUUGUUUCUGUUUUUUGUGUUUCUUAUGGUUGUAAAUCCUCUUCUGUAUGACGUCUGAGAACAAGAACAUGCCAUUGCGAUUGGCCAUGCUGCAGAGAUUUCAAGUUAUGUUAUUUUUAUAUUUCUUACAUGCUUACACCAUCGGCUCAGUCUUAGACUUUCCAUUCUGAAGAAUUUAAGUUUGUGUAACAGUUUUUGCUUGGCAACUUUUUUUUUUUUUUUGUUU